AAGAGCCCACGCUUAUUUAGACUCAAAUAUUUCUCUGUGGCUAUUUAUACAUAAUUCUGUUGGAGCAGUGUUAACAAAUGAAUCACUGGAUAAAAGUGUGCGCACAGCGCGUCUCACUUGUGCGCCUCAUCAUCGCCGCGUCCAGGGUUGAACGCGUGUAAUGGGAAGCACUGCCUCCCUCCUUCAUGCGUAAAUUAUGUAGGGCAGGACGGGAAUGCUGUGCUACCUCCAUUUGAGAAAACCCGGCCGGUGAAUCUGAGAGAGAAAGACAAAAAAAAAAAGAAAACACAAAAAGCCGCCUUCAACCAGCGUCUGGCAGAAGAGGAGUAGCGCAUCACGACUUUCCUAUUGUGAGGCUGAGGAGAAGAAAAGAUGGACAUCACGGAUCAAGGAGCUCAAAUGGAGCCGCUCUUACCGACGGAGCAAAGUCCCCAAGAAAAUAAAGAAGUGAGAACUGAUGAGGAGGCAGUGGUGGACCGUGGGGGCACACGCUCCAUGCUCAACACCAACUUUGAAAAGGAAGAACUAGAAGGUCACCGUACUCUCUACAUUGGGGUUCACGUUCCCCUGGGCAGGAGGUCGCACCGACGCCACCGUCACCACGGACACAGACACAGGAAGAGGUCCAAGGAGAGGGACUCCUCAGCUGAUGAUGGAAGAGAAUCCCCUUCACACACAGACACACCAGCUCAGAGGGUGCAGUUUCUGUUGGGGACAGAGGAUGGCGAUGAGGAACACAUCCCCCACGCCCUAUUCACCGAGCUGGACGAAAUCUGCCUCAGGGAGGGUGAGGACGCAGAAUGGAAAGAGACAGCCAGGUGGCUUAAGUUUGAGGAGGAUGUUGAGGAUGGUGGCGAGCGGUGGAGUAAACCCUACGUAGCCACUCUGUCUCUACAUAGUCUCUUUGAGCUUCGCAGCUGCAUCAUGAAUGGCACCGUAAUGCUGGACAUGAGAGCCAACUCUCUGGAGGAGAUUGCAGACAUGGUUCUGGAUCAGCAUGAGUUGUCGGGCACUGUAGGUCAGGAUGCCAGGAAGAGGAUCCGUGAAGCCCUCCUCAAACAGCACCACCACCAAAACCACAAGAAACUGGCAAACCGCAUACCUAUUGUACGCUCCUUCGCUGACAUAGGCAAGAAGCAAUCUGAGCCUCAUUCCAUGGACAAGAAUGGCCAAACGGUUUCACCUCAAUCCCAGCCAGCUAACAAUGAGGGCAAACAGGACGUCAGCCGAGAAAACAGCGCAGUCGACUUCAGCAAGAUUGACCUCCACUUCAUGAAGAAGAUCCCUCCUGGUGCUGAGGCAUCUAACGUCCUGGUGGGAGAGCUGGAAUUCCUAGAGCGCCCUGUGGUGGCUUUCGUCCGCCUGGCUCCUGCUGUGCUGCUCAAUGGCCUGGCUGAGGUUCCCAUCACCACCAGGUUUCUUUUCAUCCUGCUUGGCCCGAUGGGAAAGGGUCCACAGUAUCAUGAAAUUGGUCGGUCUAUUGCUACACUGAUGACUGAUGAGAUUUUCCAUGAUGUUGCUUACAAGGCCAAAGACAGGAAUGACUUGGUGGCAGGCAUCGAUGAGUUCCUGGACCAGGUGACAGUGUUACCCCCUGGAGAGUGGGACCCUUCCAUCAGAAUAGAGCCUCCCAAAAACGUUCCCUCUCAGGAAAAGCGAAAGAUUCCUCCCGUUCCCAACGGAGUGACAGAUCUUGGAGAGUCGGAGGAACAUGGAGGGCAUGGUGGCCCUGAGCUCCAGCGCACUGGGAGGUUAUUUGGCGGGUUCGUCAUGGACAUCAAGCGAAAGGCUCCUCACUACCUUUCCGACUACACAGAUGCCGUCAGUCUGCAGUGUCUGGCCUCCUUCCUCUUCCUCUACUGCGCCUGCAUGUCACCUGUCAUCACCUUCGGAGGACUCCUGGGUGAGGCCACAGAGGGACGUGUGAGUGCUAUUGAGUCCCUGUUUGGGGCUUCCAUGACUGGAAUAGCCUACUCUCUUUUCGCCGGCCAGCCCCUCACCAUCCUGGGCAGCACUGGGCCUGUUCUUGUCUUUGAAAAAAUCCUCUUCAAGUUCUGCAAGGAGUAUGGCCUCUCCUACCUCUCCCUGAGGGCCUGUAUUGGCCUCUGGACGGCCUUCUUCUGUCUACUGCUGGUGGCCACGGAUGCCAGCUCACUUGUCUGUUACAUCACACGCUUCACUGAGGAAGCUUUUGCUGCGCUGAUCUGCAUCAUCUUCAUCUACGAGGCACUAGAGAAGCUGAUCCACCUGGGGGUGCACUACCCCAUCAAUAAAAACAACAACCUUCAGAAACUUACACAGUACUCGUGUGCGUGUGUGGAGCCCAUGGACCCCAGCAAUGAGACUCUGCGGUACUGGGAGGAGAGAAACAUCACAGCCUCACAGGUCAACUGGACCAUGCUGGAGGUCAAGGAGUGCGAGAUGUUGCACGGGGAGUUUGUUGGCAGCGCCUGCAGUCCCCACGGCCCCUACAUCCCCGAUGUCCUCUUCUGGUGCGUGGUCCUCUUCUUCUCCACCGUCUUCAUGUCCGCCUUCCUCAAGGAGUUCAAGACGAGCCGCUACUUCCCCACCAAGGUGCGCGCCAUCAUCAGUGACUUUGCGGUCUUCAUUACCAUCCUCACUAUGGUUCUCAUAGAUUAUGCCUUGGGGAUCCCCUCACCUAAGUUACAGGUCCCCAGCAAGUUCAAACCAACCAGGGAUGAUCGUGGCUGGGUCAUAAACCCUGUGGGGCCUAAUCCCUGGUGGACCACCAUCAUCACCUUUGUCCCCGCGCUGCUCUGCACCAUCCUCAUCUUCAUGGACCAACAGAUCACAGCCGUCAUUAUCAACAGGAAGGAGCACAAACUAAAGAAAGGCUGUGGCUACCACCUGGACCUGUUUGUGGUGGGGGUGAUGCUGGGCGUGUGCUCGGUGAUGGGCCUGCCGUGGUUUGUGGCAGCCACCGUGCUCUCCAUCUCCCAUGUCAACAGCCUGAAGCUGGAGUCGGAGUGUUCGGCCCCCGGAGAGCAGCCCAAGUUCCUGGGCAUCCGAGAGCAGCGCUUCACUGGCUUCAUGAUCUUCACCCUGAUGGGCUGCUCUGUCUUCAUGACCUCUGUGCUGAAGUUUAUCCCCAUGCCUGUGCUGUACGGAGUCUUUCUGUACAUGGGGGCUUCCUCACUCAGAGGCAUUCAGUUCUUUGACCGUCUGAGGCUGUUUGGCAUGCCGGCCAAACAUCAGCCAGACUUCAUCUACCUUCGUCACGUCCCACUGAGGAAGGUGCACCUCUUUACCAUCAUCCAGCUCAGCUGCUUGAUCCUGCUCUGGGUCAUCAAGACUUCCAGAGCCGCCAUCGUCUUCCCCAUGAUGGUCUUGGCCCUGGUGUUCAUUCGUAAGCUGCUAGACUUCAUCUUCAGCAAGAGAGAACUAAGCUGGCUGGAUGAUCUGAUGCCAGAGUGGAAGAAGAAGAAACUGGAGGAUGCAGCAGAGGAGGAGGAGCACAGUAUUAUUGCAGAGGAAGAAGGCAUUGUACAAGUGCCACUGGAGGGACACUAUAAGUGUGACCCAGCCACAGUGAACAUCACUGAUGAGAUGUCUAAAGGAUCUUUUGGAAAUGUGUGGAAGAGUGUCAACCCUAGUGAGAGCACAAAGAAGGAACCAAGCACUAAAAGCUCCCCUUCCUAACCUCUCAGAAGCUGAUAUCCCAAAGUUGUUCCAGCGGCGGCGAAAAGCGGCACAAGCGCCGGAGACAUGAGAAGAGCUUGGACAGGGAGACAAGUUUGUGAUGACACAUACUGGCGGUGCCACUGUGCUGUCAAUCAGUAGAUCAAAAAACAAAAAACAAAAAAAAUGAUACCGUGCCACACUCAACCACCUUUGUACUGUGCUACACUGUGUUUUUGUCAUGUAAGUCCGUGUGCAAGUUGUGUAAAACGAAGAAAAAAAUUGUUAGAAACAGUAUUAACACGAGGAACCGAGACACAUUUGUGUUCUUUUUCUAUGUAUAUCAAUGUUUGGUGAUACCAGCAACAGAAGGAAGCCAGAACUUCAUGACACUUACAGUAACUGCUGUGUCAAUGGGCCAAUUAACGUAAACAUUUUAAACAAUUUUUAAAUCUAUUUUAUUUGUAUUUUGUAUGUUUUUAUAUUUUUCCAACAACAACAGUUGUGAGUUGUCCUUUUAAGAAACCUGCCACAGCAAACUGCAAAUAAGGGGAUUUUGUGUGCAGCAUCUAAUGCCGCGAUUGACUUGAUUUCACAAUAGAAAACCUUAAAAAGUAGAUAUUUGCCAAUACUAAUCUAUUUCACUGGUAUCUAAGAGUCGGCUAUAUAGCGAAUCUAGUAAUUUUUUGAAAGUAUUGAUUAAACGUUUUAUAUAUUCUGUAUAUCUAAAUGUUUUUGUGACAGUGACAGCUCAUAUCACUCCAGAGUCUUCUCCAUUGCUAUUUUACAAAUAAAUGUCUCCCUUCCAAUAAAGCAUGUCUCCAAACGAGUUUAAAGGAAUAGUUUGACACUCUGGGAAAUACACUUAUUUGUUUUAUUGCUGAGUGUUAGACAAGAAGAUUGAUACCCAACACGUUUGUGCGCGAAAGAUAAAGCUAGAGCUAGCAGCUACCUAGCUUAGCUUAGCAUAAAGACUGAAAAUGGUGGAACAGCUAGCCUAGCUCUGCCAAAUGUGACAAAAUCUGGCUAAAACUCACAAAUUUAAAAUAUUGUUUGCUAAAUCCAUACAAAAACUGAACUGUAAAACGCCUCAUUUUAGUUUCGCUACUUGCUUAAUAAUUGCUUAAUAUUUAGCGCACAGAAAUGAGAGAGGUAUCGGUCUCUUUAUCUAACUCUUGGCAAGAAAGUGAAUAUUUCCCAAAAUUAUUCACUUGAUGAUAAUGUACUUUGGGGGCAGCUUAUUGGAACAUUUUCAAGCUAGCAUUUCAGCAUAGUCCUGGAUCUUUCAUCACCUUUAGCUACUUGGCCUUGGCUUUUUAAAAACUCAUCCAACUUGUGAAUGCUGAACUUUAGGGUGACUGUACAGACAGCUCUAUGUUUUCCACCUGCAUACUCUUUGUCAUCUUGUCAGUAAGUGUCAUCCAUGGACAUGUGAUCUCCUAUCCAAAUGACCCUCAAUGUGUUAGCAUCUGAAGCUAAUUGUUUUAAAAAGAAAACACCUGCAUGAUGACGAAACAGACUUGACUGUCUCGCUGCAGGACCAUGGUUACUUCUAGAGAUGCAAUAAUACCUUUUUUCUGGGAAGGGCAACAUGUAAUAAACGGUAAAGAGUCUUAACAAUGUAUAAUAAAUAGUAUAUUUUAUUCAUGUAAAAUGUUACUAAUAUAUUACUAACAUGAAGUCAGUGUUGAAGGCAGGUUUUUGUUGUAGAUGUUCUUUUCCCAUUGUCUAAUUGAUGGUUCUUAGUUGAUUAGAGAAAUUAAUAAGGGGUCAGAAUUAUAUCAAUAUCAAAUAUUUUGACCACUUCUGUGUGGAAUUCUGCCUUAAAUUUGGUAGUGAUAGCUGUACACUUUCUGUUUAAUAAUUUAAGUCACCUGUAUAGAAACCUAUCAGUUCAGAUCUGUUGUUAUAUUGUGAUUUGUUUCAUGAGAAUGAGAGUGUGACUGAGUGA
Molecule: messenger RNA, 5590 nt
Organism: Epinephelus fuscoguttatus (brown-marbled grouper)
Lineage: Eukaryota; Metazoa; Chordata; Actinopteri; Perciformes; Serranidae
Product: sodium-driven chloride bicarbonate exchanger-like
Exons: 27
Coding region: 373-3660 (1095 amino acids)
Biological process (GO): regulation of intracellular pH; bicarbonate transport; transmembrane transport
Cellular component (GO): plasma membrane; basolateral plasma membrane
Molecular function (GO): sodium:bicarbonate symporter activity; monoatomic anion transmembrane transporter activity; solute:inorganic anion antiporter activity
Source: RefSeq, a predicted model, not a curated record